CACUAAACAUCCAAAUUCCACCCCCAAACCCUCCAUUUCCCGCAGCAAUGGUGAAAUUCCACGACCACAUGAUCUCAGACCUCCUCGACGAUCCUCCCAUCAGCAAAAAUGGCGGCAGCGGCGGUUGCGGAAUCGGAAGCGGCCUCGUGAUCCUCUCCUCCGGCCUAUCUCUCUCCAAACUCAUCUCUUCUCUCCUCCUCCUCCACUCCCCUUCGGCCGGCACUCUCCUCCUCCUCUCCCCCUCCUCCCCUUCCCUCAAAUCCCAAAUCCUCCACCACUACGCCGCCGUCUCCGACCGCCGCAUCUCCGAAAUCUCUGCCGACAUCCCCGCCCACCACCGCCUCUCCCUAUACUCCUCUGGCGACGCCUUCUUCAUCACUACCCGAAUCCUCAUUGUCGACCUCCUCAACUCCAGGCUCCCGGCCUCCUCCGUCGCUGGCCUCCUCAUCCUCGCCGCCCACUCCCUCUCCGAGACCUCCACCGAGGCCUUCAUCGUCCGAAUUCUCCGCUCCCUCAACCGGAACGUCUACAUCCGUGCCUUCUCCGAUAAGCCGCACGCGAUGGUCUCCGGCUUUGCGAAGGCCGAGCGGACGAUGAAGUGCUUGGGGAUCAGGAGGCUGCACCUCUGGCCGAGGUUUCAUGUCUACGUUUCGGAGGAGUUGGAGAGAGACGCGCCGGAGGUGGUGGAUGUUAGGGUUCAGAUGAGCAAACACAUGGCGGGCAUUCAGACGGCGAUAAUCGAGGUCAUGGAUGCGUGCUUGAAGGAGAUGAGGAAGACGAAUAAGGUCGAUAUUGAGGAUCUGACGGUGGAGAAUGGUUUGUUCAAGUCGUUUGAUGAGAUUGUGAGGAGGCAAUUGGAUCCCAUUUGGCAUACUUUGGGGAGGAAGACCAAGCAGCUUGUGUCUGACUUGAAGAGUCUGAGAAAGCUCUUGGAUUACCUUGUGAGGUAUGAUGGAGUAACUUAUUUGAAGUAUUUGGAUACACUGAGAGUUUCUGAGAGUCAUCGGUCUGUCUGGAUAUUUGCUGAGUCAAGCUACAAGAUAUUUGAGUAUGCGAAGAAAAGGGUUUAUCGUUUUGUGAAGUCGGAUGGUACGAAAUUAGGUGAUCCAAAUAAGAGUUCAACUAGCAGAAAGAGAAAACUGAAGGGGGCUGCUGAUGAUAGUGAAGAAGUUGGUGGCUCCUCGUCAACAAAUACAAAUGUCACAAUAUCUCUGGAUGAAGUUUUAGAGGAACCACCAAAAUGGAAGGUCUUACGUGAGGUCCUUGAAGAGAUAGAAGAGGAAAGACAAAAGCAGGGUUUAUCAGAGGAUGAUUGUGGCAUUGUUCUAGUGGCAUGCAAAGAUGAACGCUCAUGCAUGCAGCUUGAAGAAUGCAUCACAGCUGGUCCUAAAAAGGUCAUGCGGGAUGAAUGGGAGAAUUACUUGCUGAACAAAGUACAGCUGCGUGAUUUACAAACACGUUUCAAAAAGAAACCAAAGGAACCUAAAGGUUUUGGGAUUCUUGAUGGAGUUAUUCCUGUAGCACCUGCAACAAAGGCAGAACCCAGCAGCAUAAACAAGCAAGAGAACGAUGCACUUGUGGCUGCAGCGUCAGAAAUUAGAAACCGAAUAAAAAAUGAUGAUAUUGCUGUAGUUGACCCUCAGCCUCAAGUUGGCAGUGAAGGAGGUGGAAGAGGAAAGCAAAAGGUGGGGAACAAAAAGCAAAGCGCAGCUAAUUCUAAGAGUCAUGGGAACAAGGGUAACAAGAGUAAAAAGAAGGCAGCAUUAAAUGAAUCUAGUUUAGAAAAUGAAGGCCAAACAGGUGAAGCUGAUCCAGUAGCUGCAGACGGCUUUUCAGAAGCGAUAGGUGAUGAUGCAUCUACAGAAAAAGGGGUUCUGCGAAGACAUAAUCAAGUUGCUGAAGCUACGGGAUCUGGAGCUGGAAGUGCUAAUAAGCCAAUACCUCCGGUGCACUUUUAUGCUCUAGAAAGUGGUCAACCCAUACUUGACAUUUUGAAGCCGUCUGUGAUUAUUGUUUACCAUCCGGAUAUGACAUUUGUCAGGGAAAUUGAAGUCCACCAAGCUGAGAAUCCAUCAAAGAAGUUGAAGGUUUAUUUUCUUUUCUAUGAAGAUUCUACAGAGGUGCAAAAGUUUGAGGCUAGCAUACGCCGGGAGAAUGGAGCAUUUGAAUCAUUGAUUAGGCAGAAAUCAAUGAUGAUGAUCCCAGUAGAUCAGGAUGUCAACUGCCUGGGAUUGAAUUCUUCUUUUGAGGGUCAAGGUGCAUCAUCUCAAAACGCUGUAACCAGAAAGGCAGGGGGAAGAAGGGAAGCUGAGAAAGAAAUGCAGGUUAUAGUAGACAUGCGAGAAUUCAUGAGUAGCCUUCCAAAUGUUCUUCACCAGAAGGGAAUGCGAAUAAUACCGGUGACCUUAGAAGUUGGAGAUUAUAUCCUUUCACCAUUAAUUUGCGUGGAGAGGAAGAGUAUCCAGGAUCUUUUCAUGAGCUUCACAUCAGGCCGUCUUUACCACCAGGUUGAAACGAUGGUUCGGUAUUAUGGAAUACCUGUCCUCCUAAUUGAGUUUUCACAGGACAAAAGCUUUUCAUUUCAGUCUGCAAGUGAUAUUGGUGAUGAUGUGACACCAAACAAUAUUAUAUCGAAGCUAUCAUUGCUAGCUCUACACUUCCCUCGUUUGCGCAUUAUCUGGUCCCGCAGUUUGCAUGCCACUGCUGAGAUAUUUGCUGCACUUAAAACGAAUCAGGAUGAACCUGAUGAGGAGAAAGCAAUGAGAGUUGGUGUGCCCUCUGAAGAGGGCAUCAUAGACAAUGAUGUGAGAGCUGAAAAUUACAAUACAUCUGCAGUAGAGUUUUUGAGACGGCUUCCGGGCGUGACCGAUUCAAACUACAGGAGCAUCAUGGAUGGUUGUAAGAGCUUGGCGGAACUUGCACUUCUUCCCGUGGAGAGGCUUGCUGAACUCAUGGGUGGUCAGAAAGCUGCUCGUACGCUCAGAGAGUUCCUUGAUGCAAAAUAUCCGACAUUGUUGUGAGUUUUUUUCUGUAGAGAUUUCACUUUGCCAAUCUGAAUCAACGUUGGCUUGAGCCUGAGUAGGGAUUGGUAUUUGUACGAGUGUUUUAUUAAAUUUAGGGUAAAGUAGGUAUUUAUGGCCGCCUUAUGCCUUUCUAAGUUGUAUCAAUAAAUUCAUUGUUUAAAUCAAUUUAAUGGACUAUUUCCAUGGUCAAUUCAUUGUUUGUUUAAAUGAACA
Molecule: messenger RNA, 3236 nt
Organism: Morus notabilis
Lineage: Eukaryota; Viridiplantae; Streptophyta; Magnoliopsida; Rosales; Moraceae
Product: DNA repair endonuclease UVH1
Exons: 9
Coding region: 48-3020 (990 amino acids)
Biological process (GO): double-strand break repair via homologous recombination; nucleotide-excision repair involved in interstrand cross-link repair; resolution of meiotic recombination intermediates
Cellular component (GO): nucleotide-excision repair factor 1 complex
Molecular function (GO): single-stranded DNA endonuclease activity; damaged DNA binding; single-stranded DNA binding
Source: RefSeq, a predicted model, not a curated record